AUGAAAUUGGUUGAUAUUUUAUUUGUACUGAGCGCGGCAGCAACCGUUAAUGCAAUACUUCCUCCAGCUGAUAAAUAUGGUUCACCCCAAGCAUCAGGCACUUUCAGUCAAGUGUCUGAUCCAACCAAUGAACCUAAUCCAGGCACUUCCGACGACUGGCAAGAAGUAAUGGAUGCAAUUAAUUCAAGCAUUUUCGACGAAGACUGGCGAAACAUAUUAGAUCCGAUUGAUCCAAACACAUCCGACCAAGACUGGCAACAACCGAUUGAUCAACCCAGUUCAAGCACUUCCAGUCAAGUAUCUGGCCCGAAUAAUGAGCUUAUUCUAGAGAUUCCCGACCAAGACUGGCAAGACAUAAUGGAUGAACUUGAUUCAAGCAUUUUUGACGAAGACUGGCGAAACAUAUUAGAUCCGAUUGAUCCAAGCACUUCCAAUGAAGACUGGAAACAACCAAUUGAUCAACCCAGUUCGAGCACUUCCAGUCAAGUUCCUGACCCAAUUGAUCAAGUCGGUACAAACACUUUUGACAAAGACCAACAACAACCAGCUGAUCAACCCAGUUCAAGUAUUCCCAAACAAACCCAGCAACACCUAAUGGAUGCAACUGAUUUAAAUAUUUCCGACAAAGAUCAGCAACAGCCGAUUGAUCAGUCCAGUCCAAGCACUUCCAGUCAAGGUCGGAAACGGCCGAUUGGUGAUUCCAGUUCAAGUGGUGCUCCAAAACGAAGUCGGAAACGACGAAUUGAUCAACCCAAUCCAAGUACUUCUGACGAAUACUGGAAACCACUAUUUGAUAUAAUUAAUCCAAAUAUUCCCAGUCAAGACCAACAACAACCAAUGGAACAAGUCGAGUCUGCUAAUACUAGUUCAAAUCAAGUGACUGGGUUAAGCCGAAAAUUUCAGAGAACCUUUGAUGGUCUAAAGCAAGGGCUUAUAGCGUCUAAAGAAUUACGAGACAAAAAAUGGCAACAAUAUCGUAGGUAUGUAGACCUUGAAUUCGAACAACAAAUGACGUUAGCAAUGGGCAAAGAAAUAUCUGGAUCAAAAUACGAUCCAAACGUUCAAAAGCAAUUGAAACAAGAGUAUGAAAAGCUAAGGAGAAAAGUAUACAGUACCAGACAAAAAUUGAAAAACUACAUGAAAAAGCAUGGUUUAGAAUUUGAUGAGCCAGACCCAGAUUGA
This is a messenger RNA of Batrachochytrium dendrobatidis JAM81, 1182 nucleotides long. RefSeq lists its product as uncharacterized. The coding region runs from base 1 to 1182 and encodes 393 amino acids. The record is from RefSeq and is a predicted model, not a curated record. The transcript has a single exon. NCBI's taxonomy places the organism in Eukaryota, Fungi, Chytridiomycota, Chytridiomycetes, Rhizophydiales.